Messenger RNA from Pocillopora meandrina, 3630 nucleotides. The record is from the annotation of a GenBank genome assembly. NCBI's taxonomy places the organism in Eukaryota, Metazoa, Cnidaria, Anthozoa, Scleractinia, Pocilloporidae.
GUAGACAAGUAAUGAUAAUUAAGAAAAAUAUCAAUUAUGGGAUUAAUAAUUGAUUUGAUACCAUAUUCUCCAAACUAACAUAAUGAGAAUCAUUUGUUAGGUAGUAAGGAGAAUUACUAAUGAGAUCUUGGGAGUUGAAGGAUUAAUGCUGUUGAUCAGGUUUUUAGGGAAUUGAACAGAGGGUGAUGGCUUCCUUAACAACAGUUUUGGGAGUGAUUUCCAAUUAUAACAGUCUGAAAUUAGCUAUGAGCUGUAUAACAAUUUUACCAUUGUCAAACAGCUGACUUACCAUGUACCUGUACUUUGCCUUUAGAUCAGAGUCUUGUUUUUGGGCAGAACAUUUUAUAGAUAAUUUACGUGUACUAUCAUGUUAUUGUCUGUCAGGUUCAGCAGCACUUGGCUUCUUUGUACUUUUUACAUUAUCAGCAACAUGUUUAGGAAUGGGUAUUUAUAUGAUGUAAGUACAAUUAUGAGUUAACAUUUGUUAGAAUUUAAAUCUUACAUUGAAGGCGCUGUAUAGGGAGCAGGUUUCAUGUUUGGUUGAUAUGCUUGAAUGUAUUGCAUCAAGGUAGGGUUAGGGAGGCCCUAAAGAUAUUUUUUAACCUUAAAUCAAGCUUUUGACUUGCACACUACACUGCGCACACACACACACAUUGCUUAAAAAAUAUUGGAAUAUUGAUUUUUAGUUUAUACCACAGGUGAAUAGUUCUUUUUGUGCAUGGUGAUUGGCUGGUUCAGAAGUGAUAAGCAAGUACUAUUCACCUCUUAGCAGCUAAAGAGACAAAAUCACACAUUAACAAUUUACAGCUGUAAUUUCUGGCCAUUUUUUGGGAUAUGACAGAAAGAAAAUAAUUUUUUUGGUAUCUGUGUGGUAUAUACUAAAACAAUUAUUCACUUCAGUGUCAGUAAAAGUGGUGGAUAUUUACCUUGUUGUUUUGAGGCUAAGUAAACAUCCACCACUAUACACCUCCACUUCAGUGAGUAAUUGUUAAUUAUUACUAACUACCUAAUAAACGGCCCACAGAAAGAAUUUUUUACUGCCCACCUCUUGCUUUGACAGCAUGUAAUACAAGUUUUAAAGAUAAUUAACGUUUCAGAAGCAGGACUCAAAACAUUUAGUAGCUGACUGACUUGAUGAGAUUCUCAAUUGGUAUACCUUUUCCUAAUGCACCCUCUAAGGAGGUAGUCAUUCAAUUUAUGGGGAUGAGAAAUUGAUUGUAAUGUUGUUGUGUAAUUUUUUAGAAUGAUGGGUGCAGUUAUCUUAGCUUUUGAGGCUCCAAUGUGUUGCCAGUAUGUACCAGCUCUAGUAACCAUGAGUAACUGGAUUGAGAGUCACUUUAGAUUCUGGAUGAGAGGAUGCUUGUAUUUUCUGUAAGUUUUUAUUGUUCAUAAGAUUGCUAUUCAAGCCAAGUUACCCAUCAGCAUUACACUUUGAAGAGGUUUUAACAGUAUGAGCUUGAAAUAUGACCCAGCACAUGUAUGCUUAAUUCUUUAACUCUCAGAAAAGAUUAACAUGUAUUUUUUCCUUAUGAUAUCCAUACAAUAUACAGCAAACAGAUAUUGAAAACACUUAAACUUACAUGUAUCUUGUAGUAGUAGUUAUCUUGGUCUAACACCAAAUUCUUGUAACUGUUUUUGCAAAGAAAUGUGAGGCAGCUGGAGGGAAGAAUUAGAUCUUGGGAGUUUAAGGGUUCAUGAAUUGCUAAUGCAUUGUGCAAUCAGUGCAAUGCCUUCAAUAUAUAAGCUUGAUGUUUACUGAAUUCGGUUUUUGUUUAAUUAUCUAGGUUGGCUCUCCUUCCAAUUAUUUUUUGCCUAGAAGUCUCCACCUUUGUUGGCUGUGGCUCUGUUAUGAUCACAGCUGCUUUGUAUGGUGUUUUGGCCAUUGGGAAAAAGUAAGUGAAAAUUAUCUUAGAUAAUUGAUGUGAUAUUUGUUUACAAAUAAGUACACUGAUGUACAUUAGAAAUUAAUUUAUUUGGUACGUCCCUUAUCUUUUCCUCAUCUCUUUAUUUAUAACCCUUUCACUCACAAGAUUUCAUGAGUAGUUCUCUCUACAGACUGACAUAAAAUUCUUAUGAUGUUAGUUUGGAGAGUUUGGUACUGUAUCAACAAUAUUCUGUAAUAAUCCUGUUAAAUGAUAUUUUUCUUUACUCUCGUCACUUGCCUGCAUGAUAUUGUUUUGACAUUUUAAGGUAAAAUUCUGUCUUAGGUAUCCAUGGGAGUUAAAGGGUUAAGAGAUUUAAUGUGAGUUCUUCACUCACCAGACUUAAUAAGCCACCAAGUUCACCUGCCCACACUGAAAGCACUAGCAAGACCAUGAGCAUUCUAAAGCAUUUAUUCAAUUCAUGAUCAGUCUAGUGGUAACAUUGGCCAAGUUUUUCUUGUAAUAUCAUAAUGGUACAUGUUUGUUCUCUAUUGGACAAGAAAUCUUUGUACUUUGGUGUCCUUACUUAAAAAUACUUCAUCUUUCUUGUGAUAGAGGAGCAGAUGUCAGCAAGACUACAAAUUCCGAAGACAUUGAGAUGAAAACUAAUCUUGUUGACAAGAAAGGUGAUCCAAAUUAUGUUGAAGAAGCAGGACCUUGAAUUCAAUCAGAGAUUCAUGACUGUAUUAUUUAAACCAACAGUCUCUAGAUUCACUGUUCUAUUUAAAUUUAAAAUAUUUAAUCAAAACUAUAACAAAAUUCUCUAACAUGACUGGUUAUCACCAGCCCGAUUUGAGUACUAACAAGACAGUGUACAUGUCAUGCUUGUAAUUGUCAUGCUUGUGUGCACACUGUUGUUGCUUUUUUUAUGAAAACAUGAAACAGAUGUCUAGUUUCUUUCUUGGAUUUUGUUAUGGUUUUGAUUAAUUGGUCACAUUAAGACUUCAUGUUAUCCAAUUCUGUCUAUAAUCAUACUCAUGAUUAACAAAUCAGAGGACUGUGACACAGGAAUUAAUUUUGUUUAUCACUUGUAUGAUUAGGGAAGGAAUUGGACUCCACUCAUUCCUAUUAUUAUUACAGAUUGUGAAUGGGCAGUCUCAACUGAUAUUAACAGUUAGCUUUGUGCCUUCAUUGGUAGCUGAACAUGUACACCUGUACCUGAGAAAGCCUAAGAGAUUAUUUUAGGUAGUGGUAGUUUUGUCCUUGUUUUGUUGGACAAGGCAAUGGCCAGCAUUGUUGGUUGUAUAAUUGUCAGCUCAUAAACGAGCUGGACAUCAAACAAAGCAAUGAAAAAAUUGAUGCAGUUUAUUGGUCAAAACUUCAGUAGUGGGGUAUUGUAUGCUGAUGUGUGUGUGCAUGUAGGAUAGACUGUCAAGUUGGGAAAAAUGCUGAAAAAGUCGAGUACAAGGACAGACUCCUUCCUAAGAAACAAUUUAUCUGUUGAGAUAAAUUUUUGUGUUUUGUUUUUUUUAAUACUUGCAACUCUUUGUUCAAAUUUGGAACUGUAGAUGUCCUAACUCAAGUGAAAGUCUACAUGUAUUUACAAACAGUUUGGUACUGUUAACCCUUCAACUUCCAAGAUCCAAUUAGUAAUUCUUUGUCCUUAGUGCUAUACUUUUGCUUGUAAAUUCAACAGGAGAAUUUGGUCUUAUUCCGAAAUAACACCAUCCAGCAGACAAGCUUGUCUGUUCUCAUAACCUGUUUACAA